AGGCAGCUGCCGAGCGGGAGGCGCCGGGAACGCGGACCAGCGUGCCCACCGGCCGGACCAGGGAUGGAGGCGAUGACAGCCAGCGCUCCCUUGCCUGACCCUGGCGAUUUUGACCGGAAUGUGCCCCGAAUCUGUGGGGUGUGCGGAGACCGAGCCACAGGCUUUCACUUCAAUGCUAUGACCUGCGAAGGCUGCAAAGGCUUCUUCAGGCGGAGCAUGAAGCGGAAGGCGCUGUUCACCUGUCCCUUUAACGGGGACUGUCGCAUCACCAAGGACAACCGCCGCCACUGCCAGGCCUGCCGGCUCAAGCGCUGCGUGGACAUUGGCAUGAUGAAGGAGUUCAUCCUGACAGAUGAGGAGGUGCAGCGGAAGCGAGAGAUGAUCCUGAAGCGGAAGGAGGAGGAAGCCCUGAGGGACAGUCUGCGGCCCAAGCUGUCUGAGGAGCAGCAGCAGAUCAUCGCCAUCCUGCUGGAUGCCCACCACAAGACCUACGACCCCACCUAUGCCGACUUCUCCCAGUUCCGGCCUCCAGUUCGUGGGGAAGGGGGUGGAGGAAGCCAUUCCUCGAGGCCCUCCUCCGUCCAAACGCCCAGCCUCUCUGGGGACUCAUCUUCGUCCUGCUCAGAUAACUACACAGCCUCUCUAGAUGUGAUGGAGCCAACCAGCUUUUCCAAUCUGGGUCUGAGGGAAGAAGACUCAGAUGACUCUUCUCUGACCCUUGACCUGUCCCAGCUCUCCAUGCUGCCCCAUCUGGCUGACCUGGUCAGUUACAGCAUCCAAAAGGUCAUCGGCUUCGCCAAGAUGAUUCCAGGGUUCAGAGACCUCACUUCUGACGACCAGAUCGUGCUGCUGAAGUCAAGUGCCAUCGAGGUCAUCAUGCUGCGCUCCAACCAGUCCUUCAUCAUGGACGACAUGUCCUGGACCUGUGGCAGCCCCGACUACAAGUACCGCAUCAGCGAUGUGACCAAAGCCGGACACAGCCUGGAGCUGAUUGAGCCCCUCAUCAAGUUCCAGGUAGGGCUGAAGAAGCUGAACUUGCACGAGGAGGAGCAUGUCCUGCUCAUGGCCAUCUGCAUUGUCUCCCCAGACCGUCCCGGGGUGCAGGAUGCUGCCCUGGUGGAGGCCAUCCAGGACCGCCUGUCCAACACACUGCAGACCUACAUCCGCUGCCGCCACCCGCCGCCGGGCAGCCACCUGCUCUACGCCAAGAUGAUCCAGAAGCUGGCCGACCUGCGUAGCCUCAAUGAGGAGCACUCUAAGCAGUACCGCUGUCUGUCCUUCCAGCCCGAGUGCAGCAUGAAGCUCACGCCCCUGGUGCUGGAAGUGUUUGGCAAUGAGAUCUCCUGACUAGGGUAGCCUGCCGGGGCUUCUGGGCGGGGCUGCUCCUCUGGGGCCUUGUGCCCCGGCCUGGGGCGUGCUACUGCCCGACACACCUUCCCACCCCCUCCGGAGUUCAGCCCCUCCUCUCCCACCUCCCUUGCCACCCAACCCAGCCUGUCUCCUGUCCGACCUAACACCAGGGCUCCCUUUCCUGCCAGCCGCAGGCUGCCCCCCAGUCCUGUAAGACCUCAGUGAUGGGUUGCUGUUUGUUUGAUAAAGAAACUCAAGUAGGGGAGCGGGGACAGAUGUUAAGGGUGGGGCCUUGCCCAGGAAUGGCCCUACGGAUCCAAAAUCACUGCUGGCGGAUGCUGAGUGGAACAGUGAGGCAGGAGAAACACACCCAUUCCUCAGGGACAGAGUUACCUGUACCUCCCCCCACUCCAGGCCUGAAUGUCUAGAGCCAAGUGGGGAUCUCCUUCCCCCUGCUUCCCCCACGAUGAAUAACUAGACACAAACCCUCUCCCACCCUCCAACCCGGUCCCAUCCUGCUGCCCAUCUGCGCUGUUUAGUCCCAGGGCAGUGUGCCAUGAUGGAGCCUUCUCCCCUUGCUUCUCAGCCCUGGCCUAUCUAGGAUACUCACUGCCAAGGAUGGUCAAAAACAAGGUGACAAAGGUCACAAAUCCUCCCUCACCCACCUCUGCUGGCCAAAGAGCCCUCCCCUAACACGUCAGUGCCCACUUCAUCCCAUUGAUAUGGUAACAUUCUUCCCAGAAGUUGCUCCUGGUGGGCCUUCUCCACAUGGCAGGGACCACUAGCCCAGACCCCACCCGCUGAGAAGCCCAAGGAGGGGUGAGAGCAGGGCCUAGGAACUGAGGGACAGGCAAACCCAGCCUUACAGAAGAGUGGUAGAUGGUGGCCACGGCUGUCCCUGUCUCCAAGCCCAGGGCUCCUUGCCCUGGAUCUAAGAGGUUGGUGGAGACCAGAGCUCUCCUUCCAAUGAUCUACGUGGCAAGAGUGAGUUGCCCCCAGGUUGCAAAGAAAUGCCCAACAGCAUCUUCAUCCUCCCCCUGCCAGUCCCUUACCUCCUGUUCAGGAAGGAGAACCUUGGCCAUGGGUGCUGGUGGGGCCUCACCCUAGGAUGGUGGAGGGUGAUCCUGAGAUGGGCAUAUUCUCCCAACUCCGCCGCCGUCUGGAGAAGCCGUGCCACUCUGCUUACCUGUGGUGCCAGCUCUUUCCCACCUGGCAAGGAGGGAUGGAAGAGAAGAACCUCAGACCCCCAUAGGCUCCCCAUGCCCUCCCAGGGGGCCCAUCUAGGUGUAGUUCCGAGACUGCCGUCCCCCUGAGACCGGGAGCUAGUGCUCCAACACCUCACUGUGGGUGGUGGGAGAGCAGUCUGGCCUCGGAUGGCUAGGCCAAGGGAGCAUCUAGGGUGGGGUCAUGUGGGGUUGCCCUUCCUAUUCUCACUCCAGCACCCCGAAUCCAGAAGGGAUGGGGGCCACUGACCUUGAAACUCCAUUUAUUUUCCCUGCUAUAGCUGGCCCAACCAGGGAGGUGGGAACACUCACUCUGUUUCCUCUGGGGUGGGGUCCCCGGGUGAGUGAGAUGUAGGUGUGUGGGACUGCUGCGGAGGGGCCCCCUCAGGGGUCGGAGAGGGUCCCGCAGAUUGUUGCUUGAGUGUGGGGAAUGCGGCUACAUUCGGUGCCUCUCUGGGGAGGAGUUCCUGUCAGCCUCUACCCUCCUGCACUGUUCCCAGAAAGCCCCCAGGGAGCAGGGAGACUUCCACAGGGAGCACUAUCUGUGUCCACCGGGUCCGGGCUCCUUCUGGUGGAGAAACCUCUGACAGCCAUGUUUCUCAUGGCCCAGGGCCUCCAGUGUGGCCGAGGCCGAUAUUUAUUAGCCAGAAGUUGUUUUCACAAUCAGAUUCCAUCUUGCACCACAUUCCAGUGUAGCAGGGAGUCCUUUCCUAUGACCAAUGAAGAGAAAACUUACAUUGUAAACAAAUUCUGUACAUCA
Messenger RNA from Neogale vison (American mink), 3333 nucleotides. RefSeq names its product vitamin D receptor (gene VDR). NCBI's taxonomy places the organism in Eukaryota, Metazoa, Chordata, Mammalia, Carnivora, Mustelidae. Gene Ontology annotation, cellular component: nucleus. Gene Ontology annotation, biological process: positive regulation of transcription by RNA polymerase II; cell differentiation; negative regulation of transcription by RNA polymerase II. The coding region runs from base 64 to 1347 and encodes 427 amino acids. The transcript has 9 exons. Gene Ontology annotation, molecular function: vitamin D response element binding; nuclear receptor activity; zinc ion binding. The record is from RefSeq and is a predicted model, not a curated record.